GGCUCAAGUUCAGUUUAAAGCUGCGGCAAUCGAACUAACGCCAUGGAGUUGCGGCGAAGCCAGGCAUCCAUCCUCAGCGGCAUCGUGCUUUGUGCAUUGGUGUCGUUGAGUUUUCAGGCAUUCGUUCAUGUGGUUCAGCCGCGGAGUGUGCCGAAGACAGCCAUGAGGGUCAAGGUCUUCGACUUCCCCUUCCUCAACAACCAGCCAGAGCAGGACCCAGAUGAGGCCGGCACGCGAGCUGCACGGCAACCAGAAGAUAGUAGCCGUGUGGUGGAAGUGAACAUGCCCUUGGGCAUUGAGUUUGAGGAGCGUGAAGGAGGUGACAUCUACAUCAAAUCUGUGGACAAGUCCAGCGAUGCAUAUGCCCAAGGAGUGCGGAGUGGAGCUCAGUUAGUGAUGAUCAGCGCCACAUUCGGAGAUGAAAUGUGGAGCACUCGGGGUGUGGGUCUAAAACAGUUUAUCACAGUGGUGAACUCUCGCUUCGGCGGUACCACCAAGCUUGCCUUGGAGAAAGAAGACCAGAACGUCAUCCAAGCCUUCAUGGAGGCCUUUGCACCUGCUCCCGCUCCUCAAAUGGACGAGAAAAAGCAAAACGACUUAGAGAAGAUCUUCGACGAGGAGGAGGAAAAGCUCAAGAACGGCCCUGGGAUGUGGAAUCCCUUCCGAUGAGCAGACAGUCGUUGGUUUUCCCGCCAUGUUCCCGGACAGUUCACCUCAUUUUCGGCGCGACGCGCCCGCAAGACAAAAGACGUGUUCCACGC
Durusdinium trenchii is the source of this 761-nucleotide messenger RNA. Lineage: Eukaryota; Dinophyceae; Suessiales; Symbiodiniaceae. The record is from the annotation of a GenBank genome assembly.